AUGUCUUAUCACCUAGUCAACAAUUACAGGGUGAGACAGGAGGCGCAUCGCGUGAGCCGCGACAGCAACUCGAUCAUGAACCCUUGGCGAAACAAGAGAAGCUCAACCUGGGAUGUGCCCGAGUCACAACGCUACUCUCAGCCGCCGAUGGCGCACGAAGGACUUGAUGAUGCACUGCCCAUCAAACACUCAGUGACGGCACCAUCACGAACAUCAAACGGCUACGACAGUGCAAAUGGAGAGCCCUCCUACAACCCCAAGAACAUCGAGAUGCAGGACAUGGAGCCCACCAGCCAGAUGACUGGGCUCACAGGGGACACAAAUGUGGAAUCGGCACAGGCUUCUGCGGGUUCCGCACAUCAACGUAACGGCAGUCUUGGUCUUGUGCGCAGGAGGACAAUAGGCGCCAAUGAUUCGCGGACCGAACUGAACGGCGCAGGACAAAAGGUGGCCGAGGAGGAAAAGAAGAAGAAGCAGAGGACUUUCUUCAAGCACCUCCAACCCAAGGAGCCGUUCACCGUGGGGAAUCAAAUUCGACGCACACUUCUGAACUCGUGGCUCAACGUUCUACUCGUCGCGGCGCCGAUAGGUAUCGCGAUCAACUAUGUUGAGGCGGUACCCCGCGUUGCGGUCUUCGUUGUCAAUUUCAUUGCCAUCAUUCCUCUUGCGGCAAUGCUGGGUUUUGCGACGGAGGAAAUUGCAUUGAGAACGGGCGAAGUAAUGGGAGGACUUUUGAAUGCCAGUUUUGGUAAUGCUGUUGAGUUGAUUGUGGCGGUUAUUGCUUUGACGCACGACGAGAUUGUCGUCGUACAGACUUCGCUCAUUGGCAGUAUCCUGUCCAACCUUCUUCUAGUCAUGGGAAUGUGCUUCUUCUGCGGUGGUCUCAACAGACAGGAACAGUAUUUCAACACGACCGUUGCCCAAACAGCGGCGAGUUUGCUUGCGCUUGCCGUCGCCAGUGUCAUAGUACCCACGGUCUUUGAUAUGGCUGCGGAUACCCCGCCCGAAAAGGUGGCGCAAAUUUCUCGCGGCGUCUCCAUCAUUCUGCUUUUCGUUUACGGUGGUUAUCUUUUGUUCCAGCUAAAGACCCACUCCUCCGUCUUCGCCGAAGAGAGUCAGAAGGUCGCAGCCAAGCCUUUCAACUUCCGAGGAGGCCAUGAUCUCAAGGACGGCGCCAUUGCCCAGGGCUUGGUAGGCCCUGCUGGUAUGGUAGGAGGCCACGCGGUUCCUACGCAGGACAACAACGAGAACAUCCGCCACCACCUGGACACCGCGCCCCAUCAGGAGGAGGAGGAGGAGGAGGAGGGCGAGGAACCGCAGCUGCACUUCAUUGUCGCCGUUGCCACCCUGGUCAUCUGUACCGUGAUCAUCGCGUUUUGCGCCGAGUACAUGGUUGACGGCAUCAGUGCCAUUACCGACGGAGACAAGGUUAGCAAAGAAUUCGUUGGCCUGAUUCUGCUGCCCAUCGUCGGAAAUGCCGCCGAGCACGCCACUGCUGUUACGGUGGCCAUCAAAGACAAGAUGGAUCUGGCCAUUGGUGUGGCCGUUGGUUCGAGCAUGCAGGUCGCCUUGUUCGUCAUCCCUCUGCUCGUUAUUAUCGGCUGGGGAAUGGGCAUCGAGGACAUGUCGCUCAGCUUCGACACGUUUCAGACGGAAAGAGCCACUGGCUCGAGGGAAUGCUGCUUAUCUGUCUGUAUCUCAUCGUGGCUGUCUGCGCUUGGUUUUACCCGAAUUCAUGUGAGGGCUCUAACUGCCAAUAGUAAACCUAAACCACAGCCUAAAACAACUUGA
Molecule: messenger RNA, 1791 nt
Organism: Neurospora hispaniola
Lineage: Eukaryota; Fungi; Ascomycota; Sordariomycetes; Sordariales; Sordariaceae
Product: calcium/proton exchanger
Exons: 4
Coding region: 1-1791 (596 amino acids)
Biological process (GO): intracellular calcium ion homeostasis; calcium ion transmembrane transport
Cellular component (GO): membrane
Molecular function (GO): calcium:proton antiporter activity
Source: RefSeq, a predicted model, not a curated record